Messenger RNA from Micropterus dolomieu (smallmouth bass), 860 nucleotides. RefSeq names its product kelch-like protein 23. NCBI's taxonomy places the organism in Eukaryota, Metazoa, Chordata, Actinopteri, Centrarchiformes, Centrarchidae. The coding region runs from base 279 to 845 and encodes 188 amino acids. The transcript is spliced from 3 exons. The record is from RefSeq and is a predicted model, not a curated record. Gene Ontology annotation, molecular function: protein binding.
CCUGUCUGUGGCAUGUAAACUCCUCGAAAGACUGGACAGAAAACAGCUUGUUUGCGCUGCUAACGCUCGUUAAUUAUGAGUGAGGAGCUCAGAUCCUCUCUCCGUCUUGUUGUUUCACUCUUUAAUUGCUUGCAUGAGAUAACUCACUGAGUUAGCGUGUAGGCCUACUUAGAUCAAUUGGCGUUGUCUGAAGUGAGAAUUUGAUCGCUAACGUGUCCUAACAUUGUUUGUUUUGGCUACACUCACCUUCCUCCCGGACUUGCCUAGCAAAGUGAGAUAUGGCUGAAAUAAUUGCCGUCAACCCAGGUUUGCCCUCUCCGUCCGCUCUUCCAGCCUCUCUGAACGACGACUACCUGUUUGUGGAGACCAGGCACCCCAACACUGUCCUGCAGGGCCUCAACAGCCUGCGGCUCAACAAUGCCUUCUGUGAUGUGACUCUGUGCUGUGGAGGACAGGAGUUCCCCUGCCAUCGCAUUGUGCUUGCCUCCUUCAGCUCUUACUUCCAGGCGAUGUUUUCCACUGACCUGAUAGAGUCCAAACAGGAGAGAGUUGCCAUCAACGGAGUUGAACCUCAGAUGAUUGGCAUGCUGGUGAGCUACGCCUACACAUCAGAGGUCUACAUCUCUAAAGCAAAUGUGCAGGCCCUGCUGGCAGCAGCCAAUCUGCUGGACGUGAUGGCAGUGCGAGAAGCCUGUUGUCGUUUUAUGGAGCGUCAGAUGGAUGAGAUGAACUGUGUGGGGAUUCACUGCUUUGCCGAGGCCCAUUCUUGUAGCAGGCUGGAGAGCAGCAGCAUGGACUACAUCCUUCAGCACUUCAGCAGUGUUUAUCAGCAGGUGAGGAGCUGAUGGAGCCAAAAAUGU